AUGGGUUCAAAACCUUGCUGUUGCAAAAACACAUAAGACCCUAUUUAAGAAAUGAAGCUCAAAAUGGAACCAAUGAACAGUAAUCAUGAAAUAUUAGUGGCUGAUCUCAAAAAACCAAUUCCUUUAGAACAAAUUCUGCCUCUCCAAGAGGAAGAUGACUUUGCAUUAUUUUUAGUGAUGGAUCAAUAUGACCGUCUAAUCAUAAAAAGCAGAGCAAAGGCUAAAUCCUACUCUCCAGCUGGCGAUAUUUAAACUAAUUCAAGAGAAAAUUUUACUUCUUAUUACAUGAAGAGAAAAAACCAUUAUAAACCCUCUAAAAAGACAAGGUCAUUAACUACAAAGCUAUCUACGUCCUUUUAAAGUAUAGGAAUUCGAAGUAUUUUGAAAAAAAAAGACCUUACAAAUAAUAAAUCAUCAUAUUUUCAAUAAAUAUCGGAUGUUUAAAAAUCAAUAAAAAGUGUACAUUUUGAUGUGGUUCAGAGUCCUAAAAAUAGUAUCAAUAGACAAACAGAUGUUUUGAAAAAAAAAAAAAUGUUCCUGAAGUCAUAUAUAUGA
Molecule: messenger RNA, 555 nt
Organism: Paramecium octaurelia
Lineage: Eukaryota; Ciliophora; Oligohymenophorea; Peniculida; Parameciidae
Source: the annotation of a GenBank genome assembly